Ilex paraguariensis (yerba mate) is the source of this 1569-nucleotide messenger RNA. The record is from the annotation of a GenBank genome assembly. NCBI's taxonomy places the organism in Eukaryota, Viridiplantae, Streptophyta, Magnoliopsida, Aquifoliales, Aquifoliaceae.
AUGGCUGGUGGGGGGGUAAUUGCUCCGCCUCCCGGAGGUAAAGGGUAUCCCGGAGAACUGACGAAAAAAGUGUUAGUGACGUGCAUUGUGGCAGCCAUGGGAGGUCUAAUCUUCGGCUACGAUAUCGGAAUCUCAGGUGGUGUGACCUCUAUGUCUCCUUUCUUGAAGAAGUUCUUCCCUAAAGUGUAUAAGAAGCAGGAGGAUGUCGUUGGAUCUUCGGAUUCUUAUUGUAAAUUCAACAGCCCAAUUUUAACAAUGUUCACAUCGUCGCUGUAUUUGGCUGCUCUUGUAGCAUCUUUCUUAGCUUCGACUGUGACCAGAAAGUUUGGAAGAAGGAUAUCUAUGCUCGCUGGAGGACUUCUUUUUUGUGCUGGUGCAAUCGUGAAUGCCUCUGCUAAAAACGUUUUCAUGCUUAUUCUUGGUCGAAUUUUUCUUGGUGUCGGUAUUGGGUUCGCAAAUCAGUCAGUGCCACUCUACCUCUCUGAGAUGGCUCCAUACAAGUACCGUGGUGCUCUGAACAUAGUCUUUCAACUGUCCAUUACAAUUGGUAUCCUAGCCGCCAACUUGUUGAACUACUUCUUUGCCCAGAUCAAGGGAGGUUGGGGGUGGCGAUUGAGCUUGGGUGGUGCUGUUGUCCCUGCUUUGAUCUUCAUCAUCGGUUCACUGUCCCUUCCUGACACGCCCAACUCUUUGAUCGAGCGUGGUGAAAGAGAGGAAGCUAGGGAAAGACUUCAAAGUAUUCGUGGCAAUGUCAAUGUUGAUGAGGAGUUCAAUGACCUAGUUAAGGCCAGUGAACAAUCUACAGCGAUAAAACACCCAUGGAUAAAUCUACUGGAGAGAAAGCAUAGACCACAGUUGACAUUUGCCAUCUGCAUUCCUUUCUUUCAGCAACUCACUGGCAUGAAUGUGAUUAUGUUUUACGCGCCUGUCCUCUUCAAAACCAUUGGUUUUGGAUCUAAUGCUUCACUCAUGUCUGCUGUGAUCACUGGCCUUGUGAAUUGCCUUUCAACCUUAGUUUCAAUUGCCACCGUUGACAAGUACGGAAGAAGAAAUCUCUUCCUUUCGGGUGGACUUCAAAUGUUGUUCUGUCAGGUGGUAAUUACAAUAGCAGUCGCGCUGAAAUUUGGAACAAAUGGAAACCCUGGAGUACUCCAAUUGUGGUAUGCCGUUGUAGUUGUACUCUUUAUCUGCCUAUACGUCGCAGGUUUUGCAUAUUCUUGGGGUCCUCUAGGUUGGUUGGUGCCCAGUGAGAUUUUCCCUCUUGAAAUCCGGUCUGCUGCUCAGAGUAUCAACGUUUCAGUCAACAUGAUCUUCACUUUCUUCGUCGCCGAGGUCUUCUUACAAAUGCUGUGCAGCUUCAAGUUCGGGUUGUUUAUAUUCUUUGCUUGUUUUGUGUUAAUGAUGACCAUAUUCAUACACAAACUCUUGCCUGAGACCAAGGGCAUACCAAUUGAAAACAUGGCUGAAAUAUGGAGCAAGCAUCCGUUCUGGAAAAGGUUUGUUCCUGCACCAUCCGAAAAGGAAGAAGGAUUUGAAAUGAAGAAGCAGAAUUCGGGUCGUAACGUAUGA